UGCAGCAAAGAAAUUGCGGUAUCAUUUGGGUAAUCAGGUACAAACUUUUGACCUUUCCCCUGCGAAAGCACUGGCCCGUGUCCGCCAUUUUGUCCAGCGGCAGGAAGAUCGUUUCUCUAAAAUCUGAGCCGGUUUUUAGGAAGAUUCGGCGUUUUGUCGACCCUACAACAACAGAAACACACAGAAAUGGCUGAGAGAAGCUGUGAGAUUCCUGUGGACAAACAGCCAACAGACAAACCGCAUAAAUGUGACAAGUGCGACUAUUCUACUGCAUGGAAAAGCCAUUUAGAGCAACACAUCGUGGCCAAACACACAGGAGACAAACCCUACAUGUGUGGGGAGUGCGGAUUCAGGACAGCUUACAGGUCUGCUCUAACCAUGCAUAUGGCUAAACACACUGGAGACAAACCCUACAUGUGCGGGGAGUGUGGAUACAGGACAGCUUACAAGUCUGACCUAUCCCGACAUAUGAGAACCCACACAGGAGACAAACCCUACAUGUGCGGGGAGUGUGGAUACAGGACAGCUUACUCGCCUGUUCUCGCCGUACAUAUGAGAACCCAUACAGGUGAGAAACCCUACAAAUGUGACCAGUGCGACUUUUCCUUUGCACAGAAAGGCCAUUUGGACCGACACAUGUCUAAACACACUGGAGACAAACCCUACAUGUGUGGGGAGUGCGAAUACAGGACAGCUAAAAGGUCUGACCUAUUCAGGCAUAUGAGGACCCAUACAGGUGAGAAACCCUACAAAUGUGACCAGUGUGACUAUUCUGCUGUACGGAAAAGCGGUUUAGACCAACACAUCUUGGCUAAACACACUGAAGACAAACCCUACAUGUGUAGGGAGUGUGGAUACAGGACAACUCAAAAGUCUGCUCUAACCCGACAUAUGAAGACCCAUACUGGUGUGAAACCAUAGAAAUGUGACCAGUGAGACUAUUUUACUGAACAUAAAGCCUGUCGAGCCACGCAAAUGGCUAAAUAUACGGGAGCCAAACUGUAUAAAUGUUUGGGGAGCUUAUUUGGACACAGGACAGCUUUUAGGCCUAACCUAUCUGCACACACAAAGCCCCUGCUGUACUUGGCAGCACACUGUGAUAGUUCAAUAAGAAAAAACACUUUUUGAAUUUGUCAAUCCUUGGUUAACAACUCUGGUGUUUCUAGUUCUGUUCUGAGGUAGUAUUUAGGCACUUACU
Branchiostoma belcheri (Belcher's lancelet) is the source of this 1198-nucleotide messenger RNA. RefSeq names its product zinc finger protein 578-like. Gene Ontology annotation, biological process: regulation of transcription by RNA polymerase II. The coding region runs from base 187 to 921 and encodes 244 amino acids. Gene Ontology annotation, molecular function: RNA polymerase II transcription regulatory region sequence-specific DNA binding; DNA-binding transcription factor activity, RNA polymerase II-specific. The transcript has 2 exons. Lineage: Eukaryota; Metazoa; Chordata; Leptocardii; Amphioxiformes; Branchiostomatidae. Gene Ontology annotation, cellular component: nucleus. The record is from RefSeq and is a predicted model, not a curated record.